Messenger RNA from Tripterygium wilfordii, 2957 nucleotides. RefSeq lists its product as uncharacterized. Gene Ontology annotation, molecular function: serine-type endopeptidase activity. Gene Ontology annotation, cellular component: membrane. The record is from RefSeq and is a predicted model, not a curated record. The transcript has 11 exons. Lineage: Eukaryota; Viridiplantae; Streptophyta; Magnoliopsida; Celastrales; Celastraceae. The coding region runs from base 340 to 2847 and encodes 835 amino acids.
UCUCGCUGGAUCGCUUGAUUCGUCGCGUCCCAAAUCAGUCUGAACCUGCUGAAGUCUUAUCCUGGGAGAGAAAAUUCUCUCAGGGAAUCGCUGCUCCGUCAACCACCACCGAAAUCUCCGAUCAGUGAUCGCAACCGUGCUUACUGACCUUUUUCAGGCUACCCAAUUCUUUCUUGGUUGUAGCUCACAAGUUCAAUUCCACCCUCCCGUCUCCGUUUCACUGCUCCGUUUAGUAGAAAUGGCAUAUUCAGACUUGUAGGGUUUCGUGGUUCCACUCUUUCAAUCCUCGAAAUCACCCUGUUCCAGAUCCUCAUCAGGUUUUUCAAAAUUCUCGUAGUUAUGGCUAUCCGUGUUACCAUUAACUAUUCCGGCUUCCUUGCCCAGAACAUGGCUUCCUCGGCUGGUCUUCGUCCCGGAAAUUGCCGAUCCUUCCAUGAAUGCUUUAUUCGAUCUCGCUUCUUUGCCUCCCCUAACCAAAAGCCCGAUCUCGAUCCACCCCCGACCCGCAGUUACAGGCGAAACCCUAAUUGCUGGUCGUCGAGUAAUUCGGCUUCUAUGUACAGUACCCUCACCGGUGAAAUAUUAGGUGGUAGCUAUAGGAGCCCGAUCAUGGUUGGCUUGAUCGACUUGAUGAAGUCAACGGUUGGUGUUCAGACUUCUUCCAGUGUUGGUAUGUUUGGCAUUUCUCCGAUUAAGGUCGCUUCGAUGAUCCCUUUUUUGCAGGGAUCGAAGUGGCUGCCUUGCAACGAGGCCUUUGGGUCUGAAAGCAGUGACGUGGACAAAGGAGGGACCAGGUUUGGUGGGGAUAACAUUGAAGUCCAUGAUGGUAGUGUGAGCUUUCAUCUAACACAAAACCGCUUUGAGAAGAGUGAAAGCUGGCUAUCGCGGAUGUUGAAUCAAUGCUCGGAGGAUGCCAAGGCUAUGUUUACGGCGAUGACUGUUACUCUGCUCUUCCGGUCGUCCUUGGCUGAGCCGAGAUGUAUUCCUUCCGCUUCUAUGUCCCCAACCCUUGAUGUUGGUGACCGCAUCUUAGCAGAGAAGGUUUCAUAUUUUAUCAGACAGCCCGAGGUAUCUGAGAUAGUAAUAUUUAAGGCGCCUCCGAUCCUGCAGGAAGUUGGUUUUGGUUCGGGGGACGUAUUCAUAAAAAGAAUUGUGGCAAAAGCUGGAGACUAUGUCGAAGUUCGUGAUGGAAAUUUGCUUGUGAAUGAUGUUAUUCAAGAAGAAGAUUUUGUUCUAGAGCCUCUGUCAUAUGAAAUGGAACCAAUGCUUGUGCCAGAAGGUCACGUCUUUGUGUUGGGAGACAAUCGCAAUAACAGUUUUGACUCUCAUAACUGGGGUCCACUUCCAAUCAAGAACAUUGUUGGUAGAUCGGUGUUACGGUAUUGGCCUCCAUCCAGAGUGUCAGGACACUCAAAAGACAGAUUUGACAUUCUAGUAUUGUUCUAUGGUACUUGUCGUCCUGUUCAUCUCCCACUCUCUUUUACCAAGCAUAGGUCCAUGUUGUUAGUAUCUGCUGAGAAUGAUAUGUUCUUCUGGGUUAGUGGGAUUGAAGGCUCUGCAGGGCUCUGGUUAAGCAUUUGCUCCAUGGGUGAAAAUGGUUUGAUUAAAGUUCUCUUGCCAAGUCCUUUACCAGUUCAUAAGCUAGAAAUUCCGUUGACAUCCUCGAUGAGUAGUGGUAUGCCCUUCUCUCUUCUCUUCUUCUGCUACCUCCAAUCUCUCUCACUGAUUCAAGCAUUUGCGUCUUCUACAAACUCUUCCGACUCCGUUAAUAUCUUCCAGGAUGUUCUGAAUGAGAUAUCUGCGAGGAAAAAGUGGGAUUUGGAGGGAAUUAGGGUCUCGGAAGUGGAUGUAAAUAAGGCAAGGUUUGGCACUGCCCAGAAUUACGAGUUUCAGAUCCGAUUGGGAAAGAAAAACAGAUAUGUGGUUUUUAUAUUUCCGGGAGAAGUAUCUUCCUGGAAGAAGUUGAAGGAAGGAGAAGCAGAAGCCAAUUUCGAAUCUCUUGUUAGGGCAGUUGGUUCGGAGGCUGUGCUUGAUCCUUUCAAAAUAGAGGGUCCCUUUGAGUUGCGUGUGGACGGUGAUGAUGAGCUCUCUCUGUUGUUGCCUAUGAACAUUUCUCAUACAUCUCUGAAAAGAAUCCUUGUCGGGGAAGGCAUCACGGUCGAAGUAAAUAGAGCUCAAGAAGCCUCUUAUUUUCAUUCAUCUGAUCUUAGUGUAUCUGUUAAUGGAAGUGAUAUUGACAGGCAGAAUACUGGAUUUUGGCCAUUUUGGGAACCUUUCUGUACCCCAUUGAUUCCUGUACAUAUUUCAGGGGCUGCUUCGCUAGUUGCCUAUGGGACUCGAAACCCUAAUGCCUUCAUUGAAACAUCUUUUUUGUCCAAGGAUACAAUUGAGUUGCGACAUGAAAAGUGUUACUGUAGACGUAUCUACAACAAAUUGGCUUGUCCAGUGGAUACUAUGGGUUCGAGGCUAGCUAUGCUAGAAAAGACUUUUAGAAGGUUUCCUGGAAAUAGAGUUCGUCAAUAUGGAUUACCUGGUCAUAAAGGAAAAGUUAAAGCAUCAACCAUCAUACGCUUCCAAUUAAAAUUGGAAAGGACUAUCAGGAGCAAUGAAAGCCGUCCAGAAACGUUGGCAGAGUGGAGAACUAGUCCCCCUGUCGAACGGCUUUGGUUUGAGGUAAUGGCAAGAGUUGAAGCAGAGAGGUUGAAGCCCAUUUCCAUUAAAAAGGUUAGGCCUUUCACUGCAGUUGAUACAGUUGCAUGGAGUAAUUUAAUGUCAAAUAUUUCGUUUACAAAGUUUCCUCCAAUUCUUGUUCCUCCUGAGGCUCUGACAUUGGAUGUGAAAUGGUAGUAGCAAAUUCUUUUAUUUAAUGUAACAUUGUUCUGUGUUGAAUAUAUUUGUAUUAUAUGCAGUUUGUGAACCCUCUUUGUUUGAUUGUGAGUGUACCAGAUGCUUGUGAG